AUGCCUUCUGACGGACAAGAACCUCAUCAGUUCCAAGCGGGCGACACCACGCACCGCGACAAAGACCAAUGGAAGUUCCGCGAACCGUACCGCGUGCACGAAGACGGUCCGGACUUUGACGUGAAGUGGGAAGGGAGCUGCCACUGUGGAAGGGUCACGUACCAACUCGGCAGAGACAAACCGCUGGCCGCAAAGUACUGCCACUGCACGACAUGCCAGAGGCUACACGGGGCACCGUUCCAGUGGGCCGCCAUCUUCCACAAAUCAGACAUCAACUUCACCCAGGGCCACCAUGAACUAGGCUGGUACGACCCGACGAACAAGGACAUCUCGCACCACCUCCCCUGCAAAGUGUCCUGCGCCUACUGCCGGUCGCCGAUCAUGGACGAGGGCCGGAACAUGAUCCUCCUGUUCCCGCCGCUGAUCAAGGGCAUCAACACGAAAAAGGGCAGGGAGGCAUUCAAGCCGACGUGCCACAUGUUUUAUACGCAGCGCGUCGCCGAGUUCCGCGGCGACGGGAUCGUCAAGUGGGCCGGGCUGGACAAUCAGUCUGACAUGAUCGAUGACGACGAGAACGUGAUUGUAAAGUACGAAGAGGGCAUGAAGGAGAAGGACAUGGACGAGAAGAAGCGGAAGCACGUCGAGAUGACGGAGCAGAAUGGUGGCGAAGAGGUCAAAAAGGUCAAGGACAAGGAUGGAGCCAAGGAGUAG
Messenger RNA from Exophiala spinifera, 711 nucleotides. RefSeq lists its product as uncharacterized. Lineage: Eukaryota; Fungi; Ascomycota; Eurotiomycetes; Chaetothyriales; Herpotrichiellaceae. The transcript has 2 exons. Gene Ontology annotation, molecular function: carbon-sulfur lyase activity. The record is from RefSeq and is a predicted model, not a curated record. Bases 1 to 711 code for a protein of 236 amino acids.